Molecule: messenger RNA, 2915 nt
Organism: Ostrea edulis (European flat oyster)
Lineage: Eukaryota; Metazoa; Mollusca; Bivalvia; Ostreida; Ostreidae
Exons: 8
Coding region: 1568-2767 (399 amino acids)
Source: RefSeq, a predicted model, not a curated record
CAGCGUUUUUAUUUUUAAGUAACGAUUUACUAGUAAGUGGAUAUCAAUAGCUACCUAUGAGCUUUGAACCCUUGACCACAUUUUUCUUUAAUCAUCAAUUACCUUCGUAUAUAAAGUAUGUAAGGCUGAUCUUGGAAACCUUGUAACUCACUCUUUCACAUUGUAGGGAAUAUUCAAGAUAUCAUGUUAUAAUGAAAGUGAUGACGGACAAACUUAGGUAACCGAAAAUGUUCUACUUUUAAAAAACAUUAAAAUGACCAACGACACUAAAAUGACCAACGACACAAACAUUUAUAUUUUCAAAUUUUCGGGACGACCUGUCUCUACCUCAGGACAAGACGUUUUACACAAAGCACUGAAAUGACCAAAGUCCCCUAAAUGCAGAAUAUAUCAAAGCACAAAUAUACUUUUUACGGUGAACUUUCAUCGAUCUCUUUUAUUACAAGACUAUCAUUUAAUAACUUUUAAAGUGUUGCCUUAACAACGAUGCUGAUUGGAUGAAAAAUUCGUGUGAUUUAUUGAUUUUAAAAACUAUGGUCUGGGAUUUCACCUGCAUUAAUCACUUGGGACUGCUUUUCUCUAGAAUGCAUCUUCCCCGUUCUAAUUUUGUCUUCCAACUGAAUACCAAACCGAGUACCGCAUUCGGUACAGUUGACCAUCCUUCCUUUUCUGUGUCGACACAUGAACCAUCAUCGUCUAUGAAUGAGUCCCCUUGCACCACAUUAACACAUGUCGAGUCGUAUUUUACCAUUACCACGACACAACCACUGUUCAACGUCUCCUCCAAAACAAUGCAGCAUGCAUCAACUCACCGCAUGUCCCCCUCCUUCAUAUCUAAAUCAUCUCUUCACCAUUGCACUUUUAAUUUGGCGUCCAAUCCAUUGACUUCUUCACAGUAAAUUUACCUAACCCAAACUCAGUCAUUUUGAAUGAAAUGUUGCUGUUUUAAUUGUUACAUACAUACAUUCCAACGCGCCAUUUCAAAAACUCUAAUUAUAGGAUUUUGAUGAAAAGUGAAGAUACCGAACAGUGAUCAAUCUCAUAACUCCUAUAAAGAAUACAAAAUGAAUAUGAGAGAAACUAUUUGGUAAAUUAUUUAAAAACACAUUUAGAUGAUGCGAUAUGAAUCUUACAAUUCUUUUCUUAAUGGCGGAAUGAUAGGGAAAAUAGGACGGAAAACCUUUUCAUCAAUACAUGUAAAGUAAGUCAUAUUACAGAGCAGUUCUUACAUGAAGUCUAUACUAAAGUGUAUUGUAGUUUUAUAAACGAACGAUAGGUGUGUACGAGGAAUCCAGAAAAUACUAUUAUUAUUUAUGAUAAAGGAAAGUUGGUGUUUACAUCAAUGAUACUUCCGUUUAAACAAUGUAGACAACUUCCGUGAAUCAAUAAAACAUUACAUAAAACGUAAAACUUCCGUCUAAAACAUUAACAGCAUAUGGGAAAGGGACAUAAUUCUGGAAAGUGGGAACAGAUUAAGCGGUGAAUGACGUUACACAACUAUAUCUAUUUGACACAGAGCUUGAUAUACACGCAUAGUUCGAAUUAAACCACUUUCAAAAACGCCAGGAUGGAACUACAGCAGGGAAUACUAUUUCAUCUAAUGAUUUUAUACCUUUUCGUUACAAAAGGAUGCAGCGAAAUAUGCGAUGACAGAUGCUGUCUCAACUAUUACAAACAUCGAAAUGGAUCCUGUGUCGAGUGUCCGCUUGGUACACAUGGACUUAACUGUAGCGGAACCUGUGUCAGUGGAUUUCAUGGUAGAUUUUGUCUGUCAGAGUGUGAAUGUCCCGUUCAUACAUGUGACAAAAAGUAUGGCUGUUUGGGGGACAAAGUCGACGAACGUAAGGGCGACAAACAUGUCUGGACAGAUGUAUGGUACACUUUGGUAGGGUCCUUUACGACUUUGGGCAUUGUCGGCCUCAUGAUUUACCUUAAGUCAUGGUGUUCAAAAAGAAGUGUUUCAAGUCAGGAGACUAACCAGAAUGAUAUUGCUCAUCCAGGUUUCAUUUUCUACACAAAGAAUCACGAAGAAAAUCCUUAUGAGAUUUAUAGAAACUCGUCAUCCAGUGAAAGUGACGAUGUGAUUCGAGGACAAGCUACUAAUUCAGAUGACUAUACUGACUUACGAUUCUUCAGGAUUGAACCAGAACAGUGCACUACAAGCAGCAUGGAAGAUGACACAAAGCCUCAGUUUCCUUCUAAUGCAACCAUUCCUGAAAACAGUCACCAUGACGAAGAUACAAACGAUGCAGGCGAAAACAACGGGCUAGCAGAUUCAUCCGCAAUGAAUGGGCAAUAUUCAGAUGAAGUUGUAGGUGAGUAUGACUACAUUGAAAUGAAUCAUAACAAGGAAAGUCCACAGGAGAUGGAGAGAAUACAAUCCGAGGAAGAAGCCGUCCGCCAAAGUCUGAUAGAUGAAACAGUGAACGAGUACAUACUGCUAUCUCAAACAAGGAAAGAGAGAGAUAUGCCCAUGAAAUUUGACAUUGAUAAAGAAAUAUUUCAGUUUAAAGUAAAAAGCAAGAGUCUCCCUCCAGGAAAAGUGAGUCACAAAGAGGUUUUACCUACACAUCCAUGGAGUGUGACGAAAGGCCAUCGACAUAUGGGUCUCAUCCUGAAUACCCACGACUAUCUCUUCCAAACACCGAGCGUUUGGCGAUGGAGCGAUGGCCACCUAUUUUACCCUUUAGGUUUGACACCGCUAAAUAAGAGCAGUGCUGGAGCCCAUGGUGAUGAAGCGAACGCCUUGACAUCUGAGCUACCAUGACUGUCAUCCCGGCUGGAUAUUUGGACUGACGCCUUCACCGAAUCUCAGAGCAGUCCUUCACAAUUCAUGUCUAGAAAUCCACAUUCAACUUCAGGUGGUUGAAGAAAUUAAUCUGCACGUGGUAAUGUUUACGAUGAUUGAAUUAAAA